Saccostrea cuccullata (small rock oyster) is the source of this 525-nucleotide messenger RNA. RefSeq lists its product as uncharacterized. The record is from RefSeq and is a predicted model, not a curated record. Lineage: Eukaryota; Metazoa; Mollusca; Bivalvia; Ostreida; Ostreidae. The coding region runs from base 10 to 525 and encodes 171 amino acids. The transcript has 2 exons.
GGUGCAUAUAUGCGUUAUGGAGCACAGGAAAAAGGAGUGCAGGUGUACCUCUUUACAUCGGAAAAGGUUAUCACUGUUCAAAUCAUCGGACGGAAAGAAGAUUCGACAAAAUAUGGACGCGCAAUCAUUACAGAAUUAGAUUUGAUUUUUGAGCAAUUUUUAAAAACUUUUUAUAAAUCUUUAACAAAACAUAAAAUCGGAUAUUUGUGCAAUAAUAAAAAUGGCUAUGAAAAGAAUUCCCAUGAACAUUGCAUUAUAACAGAAAAAAACAAUGCAUAUUGCAAGUCAUGUGAGAGUGUUUUCGAAACAGAGAUAGAGAAAGCUAAAGAGUUUUGGGGACAAGAUAGUGAAAAGGAGUCUGAAGUGGAAAGCCCAAGAUCAUCAGAAACACAGUUGAUAACUCGAUGUUGUCGUGUGUAUAUGGAAGUUUUAUAUAAAUUCUCCGAUCAUCUUAAACCAGAGAAAAGCACAAACAAAGGUGCUUUCUGUCACAAACACACAACUGCUAAAGUUUUAAUUUUCUGA